CAGUGGAGGCAAAACAAGAGUGGCCGCCACACUCAGUGCCGACGCUGCUUUGCUGCUGAGCGGAAUGUACCCACACUGUGCUGCCUCGUAAGAAUACGUGCAUUUAGUGACUUUACUGCGUGACUUUUGAAACCUAAGUUCCUUAGGUUUACAUGCUAAUUUACACCUCGGUGGUGUCAUGUGUGACAGCUAGUGUGUAGGAAGACAGCACACGUGGAGGUUGUGCGUCACCAGUGUGCGGAACGUUAACAUAGCACUAUAUCUCACCACAUGGACAGUGUACUACGAAGCUAGGAGCAUGGACCUGACAUAAACGAAGAACUUUGAAACACUGCAGCUACGUCGCAUCAGCAACUUUAGUGAGAAAGAUGACGCCACGCGCGGGAAGGAGCAAAGUGGCGGCGGUGGCGGCAACUGUAGCGGUGGUGGUCGCUUGCUGCGUGGCGGCGGUGGCGGGGCAAGCAGAAGACGUGGCCACGACCACUACCCAGGAAGACAUCACACAAGUCGUUCCCGGCGAGGACGACACUAAUGACGAUCAGACGACUACUACAACGGAGAGUGAUGGUGACACGAAUACAGAGCCACCGGAGACCACAACAACGACGACUACAACCGACAACAACAACAACAACAACAAUAUCACCACCACCACCACCACCACCACCACGCCGGCCACAGUCGAGGAAACAACGACCACCAUUGCCCCACCAAACCCAGAGGAGACAAACACCACCACAGCGCACCCAACACCAGUACCCACCACCAACGCCACUCAGCCGCCAACAUCUAACGCCACGACCACAACUACCGCGGCGACCUGUGGAGUAAACGCAGACCUCCAGGAAGGGGAAUGUGUGUGCCGGCAAGGUUGGAUCCACGACCCUGCCGACCCCACAUCGCCCUGCAUCUGCCCUGACCUCUGCCAGACCAAGAACUGUCCUGCUGAGGGUUCGUGCAGCCAAGUGACCUGCCACCUGGCCAUCUGCACCUGCCCUGACAACCUGGCUUACCGCGCUCCAACUCCACUUGUAUUACAACGUUAUCUUAGCCCCUGUCAGCUGUACGGAGACGCGGUGUGCGGGGCGAAUUCAGGUUGGAAGUGUCGGGAAGAAGACGAAGGGGGAAGCUUGAACUGUCAGUGUGCCGAGGGUUACACGCUACUGGAGGGCGAGUGUCUAGAUAUUGACGAGUGUAUUAGCGAAAGUGGCUUUCCGUGCGGCCCCAAUGAGCAGUGUGUCAACUCGGUCGGUAGUUAUUCAUGUACCUGCCAGGAGGGGUUCUUCAGGGUGGCAAACGGCUCCUGCAUCAAUAUGAACGAGUGCCUCAACCCACUUCUGCAUAAUUGUGACCACGUGUGCCAUGACGCCCAUCCGCCCACGCGCUACACCUGUGACUGUUUCGCUGGUCACACCUGGAAUGACACUCUCCAACGGUGUGUUCUUGACGAUCCAGCGACUUCUUGUGAGUGCGGCCCGGCAGAGAGGAGCGUGUGUUUCCGGUCCCUGGAGGGUGAGGAGGAACAGUGCUUCGCGAGGCCAGGCUUCACAAAGAACGACACUGCCUUCAUCGAUGCGUCAGAGUGCGGGGAGCCGAGCAGCGAGCAGGCGUGGUGCUGGGCGCAGGGCCAGUGUGUGGAGGGCGUGGGCAGCUCAGAGUGUGUGUGCACCACAGGCUUCACCCGCCCACAUCACACCGCCGAAUGCGUGCGUGUGUCGUGUCCCGAGGGAAUGCUGCUGGCCGGCUCGGAGUGUGUCGACCCAUGUUCGUCCGUGACCUGCCCCACGCCCCUCACCUGCCAGGCGCAGGGAGGCAAGGCCAGCUGCAAGUGUCUGAGUCGGUGCCUCAACCUCCAGCAGCCUGAGAGUAACUCCAGCGUGUAUCACGGCUCGAUGCUCGUCCACGCUGUGUCUCGGGACUUUGACAUAUCGGGCCGCGUCGUGAAAGCUUUGGAGGAUUACUUCGGACCGAACACUGCCGAGGUUAUCUCCGUCACAAAAAUAAACGCCACGGAGCUUCCAGACUCUCAGCAGACCAACGUGAGCGUAGAGUUCGCGUUGGUGGUGCCGCAGCCUAACAUAUCACGAGAACUGCCAAAGGUGAUCAGGAGUGUGUGCCGGAGCGUGGAGAGCCAGCCCUCCCUGUGUGUGCUGCCGGGCGGCCUGCUGCUGGUACAGGACUCCAUCACCGCCAUGGACAAAGAUCCGUGUGGUGAUGAUCCUUGUCAGACUGAGCAACACUUCACCUGCAGAAUUAAGCCAAACGUGACAGGUCGCUUCGUCUGUGACUGCGCUGCGGGCUUCUACAAGAUGGACAUUGCUAAUUCCUUAGGAUACUGCCAAGAUGUGGACGAGUGUGAGGGCGAGGAGCAGCUGUGUGCAGAUGACCAGGACUGUAUCAACACUGCGGGAGGUUUUGUCUGCUCGUCGAAACUAACUGCACUUGGUCCAAGUCCCAAGACCGUGCGGGAGAUGGCAAUCACCUUCGGAGUGCUGUUCUUCAUCACUCUCCUGGCACUCAUCGCCGUGCUCUGCCUCCUCAAGAAGAAGCACAAGGCAACCAGAGAGCUUGUACCCAUGACCACGGGUUUUGACAACAGUGCCUACAAGUAACACAGCACCACAGAGCGGCCAGCUGGGGUGGGUGGCCGUGGGAAAAGGACGCGACAAAAGUCCUUCAUAACAAGCCCCGGGUGAAGAGACCAGGGCAAGGCAAGUUAAGAGUGAGCGGGUGUGCAAGAGUGGUGAACAAACAAAAACUAUGGUGUUGUUACCUAUCAGACCAAAAGCCACGAAACUUUAUUUCAGCUAAUAUAGAUUAAUAUAUAUGUAUUUUUUCAAGGCUCCCUUCCAAUUUCAUAUAUAUGAGAAGCAAACCAGUGCAGGAAGUAUAUCGUACAGCACGUGUCUAUACAUGACAGCUGUGCUGCCACACUCUUGAGGCACGGUAGUGGGAACAGCCAGUAGUCUGAGAGAGAGAGAGAGAGAGAGAGAGAGAGAGAGAGAGAGAGAGAGAGAGAGAGAGAGAGAGAGAGAGAGAGAGAGAGAGAGAGUGUGUGUGUGUGUGUGUGAGCACAUACAUACAUAUAAGCAUAAUACAGAUGCAAAGCUUAAUAUUGUUUACUACAUAGCAUCAUCUCAUAAUCAUUUAUGUAUCUCACAGUCACAACACACCAAGACGUAACCUUAUAAACUCUACACUCCGCUAUGUAUGUAUUGCUGCUUUACUGUUCCGCUAUGUAUGUAUUGCUGCUUUAUUGUAAGAUUUCACGAAACCCCUACUUAUUUCGUGCAAAUGUUUCAAUGAUCAUAUUUCCAAUAUUGUUUCCUUUAAUGAAAAAGAUCAGGUUUGACUUGGUUUGGUUAGGUCACUAUAGAUUCAGCUUAACCAAUCGACCAAGUUAGAUUGAUUUGUAAAUUUUUAAGGUAUGAAAUUUGUGAACCAACUGGAAAUUUGAAAGUUGGUAUACAAUUUGUCUUAUCCAUAAACAAAACUAAAUGACUGAUUGGGUAAAAUGCAACUACAGCAGGCAAAACGUAAUCUAAGUUUUAUUAACAAAAAUAAAUAAUAGCAAAAAUA
Portunus trituberculatus (swimming crab) is the source of this 3579-nucleotide messenger RNA. RefSeq names its product fibrillin-1-like. Lineage: Eukaryota; Metazoa; Arthropoda; Malacostraca; Decapoda; Portunidae. Bases 369 to 2612 code for a protein of 747 amino acids. The transcript has 18 exons. Gene Ontology annotation, molecular function: calcium ion binding. The record is from RefSeq and is a predicted model, not a curated record.